GGUCGACGUAGUUAGGUUUAGGCAUUGGUACCGGGGAUUGGUUAGGGUAAGGGUAAGAAAACCAGGGUAAGCCAAUCAGAGGCAGAAUAAGUCAGAAUAAUGCUGGCCACGAGGUACGUCCUGUGACGUCGACACGUCUAGUAUAUCCGAUCUAGCAUCUACCCUAAAUCACAGGACAGCUCAAAGAUGGUUGCCAUUAGCAACCGAGCAACUAAAACUUGGAGAAAUGAUGAACCGAGCCGUGAGGGGGGGAGUUAAGUAACGUUAAAGGCCUUUUUUUCAUUUGUACUCAUAAUGGCAACUCCACAGAGAAAUGCAGAAAACGUUAUGAAGGUGGAGGGCAACACGACGCAGCAUAUGGACAUUGUUCGGAAGUCACUGGAGGAACUUCGAAGCAUUUCUGCGAAUGAUGCAACAGAGACAGGGAUGCUGCGGUCCAGGAUAGAUGAACAGUCAAGUCUGAUCUGCAUGUUGAAAGAGAGAGCAGAUGAGGUGCUUCUUCGAUGUCAAGCCCUGCAACACAUCAAUACGGAGCUAGAGAGCCGAGUAACAGACUGCCAGACAGAACUGGACAGUGAAAGAAACAGAGCAGAGCUAUUAGAGAAGAGAUUUAUGAAUUUAGCUGCCAACAAUCAAGCAAUUAUUGCUUUCAUGGAAGAGUACAAAAGUCAGAAUGCCCAGUUAAAGCUGGAAAACAAACAGUUGCAGUCAGAAAAUAACACGCUUUUCUCCCAAAAAUUACAAGAUAAAGAAGUGUUUGUUCAAAAACAGAUGCAAGAAAUCAAACAGCUGACAGAGAAAUACACAAAUAAGGAAAUUGAAUAUCAGGAGAAUUUAGCUGGAUGCCAGUCAAAACUCCUGGAACAAACAGCUCAACAUCAAUCCAGGGCCACAUCGCUACUUGAUCAAUUGCAUGAUGCUCAGCAACAACAAAGAGAUGCUGUAGAGAUGUGCAACGCAUUAAAGUUGAAUCUACAAAAUGCUGAAGAAGAGCAUGCUUACAAGGAAACCAACUUGAGAGAAAGCAUAACAAGCCUCACCAAAGAGAAGGACAAAUUACUGUGUCUGUCUAUGGAAAGAGGGCAAGUAAUACAGGAGAAACAAGAGGAAAUCCAGCAACUGGAGACAAAAUGGAAAGAGGAGAAAAAAGCCCGCGCCAAAGCAGAGGACAGGUUUGAACAGGAAGCAAAAACUGUUAAUGCAGAUGUUAAAGUGAAGUCUCUCCAGUCUGCUCUUGAUGAAUCUACGAAAAAAUAUGAGAAGCUGAAAAAGGAUUUUGAAGCCUUCAAAGAACACAGCACCAACCUCCUUUUACAAGAAAGGGAGUUAAAUAAGAAGCUUCGCCACAUGAUGGGCUAAACUUUAGCAAUAAUAUAUCUACCACUUUGAUGCCAGUGACCAGGAUCUUCUGCUCCAUACUCAUGUUUGUGAACUCAGGGGCUUCAGCGUGAAUAGGAGCAGUUCUGCAAGAUAAGUUAUUUUUUAAAUAUGCUGUUUAAAGGACAAGGCUGGCCAUAUUCUUAUUUUUUAAUUGUGAAUGAAUCCUAUGAAGACAUGAACCAGCAAAAUAAAUAGUCCCCAACAUAGUAUGGGGUAGUAGUUAUAGUUCCUUUUAGAAGGAACAAAUAGGCUUUCAGCUGCCACGGACAGAGUCAGGAAUUCAAGAAGUACUGAGAGACAAACUUAUGAUUUGGGAUUUGUUGACAAUAAGAAAAUAUAGAAUAACUAGCAUCAUCAAACUUACUGUUUGGUGCUAAUUGGACUCUUCUCAUCAAUGGGUUCUCCAAUGACAUUCAUGAUCCUGCCCAAGGUCUCAGGGCCCACAGGGAUCCUGAUGGGGACUCCGGUAUCCAAAACCUUAUGACCUCGGACCAGACCCUCUGUGCCAUCCAUGUUGAUCGUUCUGACUGUGUUUUCACCUGAAGAAGCGCAUGAGGAGAGAGUUUUUUUUUUUUAUUUAUUUCAUAACAGACAUCCAAAAACGGACCCCACUAUCAAUUCAUCACACUCACCCACAUGCUGUGCCACCUCCAGCACCAGCCUGCUCUCACGGCCAGCCACCUCCAGUGCAUUAAGAAUAGGAGGCAGGCCUUCAUCAAACUGGACAUCCACCUCAGCACUAAUCGCAGCCACUAUCUGGCCGUUGGGCAAUGCUGCCUGAGCAGCUGGGGCAGCGGAGCCCCUGCCUGAAGGGACAAUGACAGGAAGAGGACAGUGACAUUAAUGGCAACAUAUUAAAAGUGACUUUACGAUUACAAUAACAGCAGCAACUUGAAUUGAGAAAUCAAAACAUCUUACAGAGACUAAACAAGGAUUAACGUAUAGCAUGUGUGAUAUAUUAAACCUACAUGAUAAAUAAACAAUGCAAAAUAUGUUUCCACAUAUUGGUGCUUCAGAAUUGCAAGGUCCAUGUUUUGUUGCCACUGAAACUUACAGGCUGAAAAGGUAGUGACUUUUACUGAGUUACUUGGAAAGGUCAUUGAUUGGGGACAUCAAGACAUGACUGGAGCUACAACGUCCGAUUGAAGUAAUAAUAUGACCAAAUAACUGUGUUUUAUAGCUGCUUUAAUAAAAAAAUCCCUACUGAUCGCAAAUGAAUGGAGACACUUUAUGGUCAAUUUGAAGAGUGACCCACCGAGCAUGAGCCGAAGGAUGUAUGCUGACAGUCGGUCCAUCCUUAAAAAGUGUCUUCACUCACUCAAAGAAAGAGCCACUGAUUGUCUUUAGGGAGUGGAUCCCUCUGCAGCAUCGUCCCACAGCAGUGACAGCACCCAACAUAGUAGAUGGCUGAAUGUGAAUGUACACACCAUGGACAGUACACACGGACACAGCUAUGAGCGAUCUUGAACUGCUGCUCAACCCAACGGGCUGUCUGAACAUGCGCGGUCCAUCGUGUUCUUAUACCCUCAUUUACCAAUAGAGGGCAGCACAAACCCGCCUAGUAGGAUUUUACUGAUUUCUGGUUCUGCUGCUGCCCUCAUGCUGCAUGGUGACACUGUAGAAGUGUUCAUUUAUUUCCUAAAAUACUUACAUUAUCAAUAGGUAAAACCACCACUCAAAAUACCACUGUAAUGAAAAUAAAAUACUGUGAAUUUCACAGUAUAUUCUACCCAUCUGUUACAGAGUGCCAGAGUGUUCAGUUCUUGUUUUUUAACCCAUAACAAUACUUU
Messenger RNA from Sander lucioperca (pikeperch), 3170 nucleotides. Its product is annotated as coiled-coil domain-containing protein 89. The transcript is spliced from 8 exons. The record is from RefSeq and is a predicted model, not a curated record. The coding region runs from base 295 to 1359 and encodes 354 amino acids. NCBI's taxonomy places the organism in Eukaryota, Metazoa, Chordata, Actinopteri, Perciformes, Percidae.